Messenger RNA from Hypomesus transpacificus, 1513 nucleotides. RefSeq lists its product as uncharacterized. Lineage: Eukaryota; Metazoa; Chordata; Actinopteri; Osmeriformes; Osmeridae. The record is from RefSeq and is a predicted model, not a curated record. The transcript is spliced from 6 exons. The coding region runs from base 186 to 800 and encodes 204 amino acids.
UAACAACUGACUUCAUACAGAACUCUGUAGAACACAACAGCUAGCGUUAGUUCUCGUUGUUGAUCAAUAAAAUGAACUGUUAGUCGCGUGUAUAUGCUUUAAAAUUGUCAUUACGUUCCUCACAUGCUGAUCAAUUAAGGCUUUUUUCAAGAUAACAUCCGGGCGGGACUUAAUCCUUCAACGCAAUGGCGUCUCAGCUCUUAAUGAAGUUCACAAGGUGUGGGGACAUAUCAAAUCCCAAGCAAUUACUGAUGGAUUUGUCACGCCUGGCGUCCCAACACUUGAAUGUAAAGAUUCCACUGACGAACCCUCAUGGUAGUAGUUGGAGAAUAGGAGGCUUAGAGGACACCAUCUACUCUGACAACCCUCAGGAGGUAGAGGAAUGGGGGAAAUUCUACCUGCCAGAGUAUGUGAAGAUGGAGGUCCUGGGAACUGUGGAGGACAUGCCCUGCCAGGGCACCCAGCUGGUCAUCGUGGUGGGUGAAGACGGGCACAUAUAUGGGCAUGAUGAUCAGACCCUGCACCUUGUCGCCAGUAGUAUAACGGAGCUGUGUACCUCUGGGAUUCAGUACCCCGGCAUCAAGACAUUCUACAGAGGGGAGUGCUUCAAGAACAUGACGAAAAAGGACUGGGCAGCUGUGAGGAAGGGCAGUGUGGGAAGACAACUGGAUCAGGACCACAAAGCUUUAGUGAGCUCAGCCAAGUCUGGCAUCAAGCAGCGUCUGGCUGAGAUCAAGAGGCAGCGCCAAGGGGUUGUCUACUCGUUUCAAAAAAUACCACCAGGACGUCCUAUGAUGUAGGAAAACAAACCAUGGCAGAUGACAUCACAGUCUUUUCUAUGACAUUGACUCUCCAAGAAGACACGUUAUUCCUGCUAAUCCUCCGACUCACUUAUGACUGAUGUAGCUACUCAAUAGCUAUCAAUGGCCUUGUAUCCUAGCCUCUUGUAUCUUGUUAUUCUGAUCACAUGCCAAGUAGAAGGGAUCGGGUUGGUCCAGACUUUGAAGCACACGCACUGUGGAAUGGGCCACUGUUCUAUUAAAGUAACUGAUCUUUUAAAGCUCAGAUAUGUUGUAUUUUAUGUAUAUGCCUCCAUUAUUGGACUGCGUCACGCUAUCUGUCCCUUAUGCUCGUACGGAUAUUGGAAAGAGGGCUUUUGUGUACACCGCACCCUCAGCAUGGAAUAUGUUGCAAAAUGUCUUGAAACUAAAGGAAUUAAUCUCGCUAAAUGAUUUUAAAUUAAAAAUGAAAGAACUAGAGACAGAUUCCUUAAUAUGUAAAUGUUUUUAAUGUACCUGGCUACGACAUUAACUCAUAAAUGUUGUCUCCUUUUGUGUUUCUGUCUGUAACUGUGUUUGUAUGUAUGCUGCUGCCUGUCUUGGCCAGGUCUCCCUUGAAAAAUAGAUUCUUAAUCUCAAUGGGUCUCCUGGUUAAAUAAAGGUAAUAUUAUAUACAUUAUAUUAUUAAUAAUCAAUAAAUAAACUACUGCUCAUGCUGCAGUUCACUUACAGUA